This is a messenger RNA of Marchantia polymorpha subsp. ruderalis, 2094 nucleotides long. The record is from the annotation of a GenBank genome assembly. NCBI's taxonomy places the organism in Eukaryota, Viridiplantae, Streptophyta, Marchantiopsida, Marchantiales, Marchantiaceae.
AUGAACGUGCCGUAUGAAGGGGCCAGUUGGAGCCUGGACAGAGAAGGAGGUCUUCGAAUCCGUCGAUCGCUCGACGCGUUUCUCGUUCUGCAUCGCAUCGCACUGCGCCAUGGCGAAGAUGCCCGGCCAGCCUCGCAGCUUGUCCACCAGUGCUCACGUUCGACGAAGAGCUCCGUCCCUCACUGCGGCACUGCACUGCACUGGACAGCGCAGGGCAGGGCCGGUGCUCUUGCUCGAGAUUUCAGCUCUGCCAGAAACUCCGGCAAUGAUUCGAGUCGCGGCGAUGUCUGACCUUUGACGCAUAAACUUAUCCGACUCGAGUGUCACCGGCGCUCAUCGAUAUGGUCCUUUCGAGAUGUGCACAUUCUCAUCCGCCGUCGGAGGACCUGCUCUCGGAGUGCUUGUUGAAUUCAGCAGAUUCCACGAUCUCAUCCGCUUGGGGUUUGGAAUCCGAGUGUGGUCAGACGGCAGUUCGUUCAGAGCAACCUUCGCUCUCUGACCUGUUGAUGGUCGACUCGGCAACUUCAAUCUCUCAGUGCGCGAGAAUGUUUCAAGUUCCCUGUUCUGGAUUACCAAAUUCAUGAAUAGAAGGGUUUCAUUCGCGCCACCACUCUGAAACAAAUCCACAGUGCAGAAGUAGAGAGUUCUACUCGAAUCUACUUUUGGACUCUCGACAGUAGUCACACUUCGUUGGACAGAACCGAGCUUUUUGUGAGUACUGAAACUCUGGAGAGAACACAGGAUCUUACACUCCUUAGGUUCACACAACAAUCAAUCUCUCGCUCAGUUUGGGACGGAUGUCGGAUUCAUUGGUUUAAAUACCGUCCAAUGUCUUCUUCUGUCCAGUCGGUAUCGGGGAUCUACAAGAAAAAUGAGUCACUUUCAGUCACUGCAUCGAUCACAUCUUUACAGGUGUGAAGCAGAUGUAUCGGGACCGUGGCCGGAUCUUCAGAAAUUCCCGAAGGCCAAGAAACAACCGUCUUGACCCUAUUUCACCACUCGGGCUUUGGUCAGCAAUUCCACUUUGUCCGAAGUUGCUGAUAGAGGAAAACAAAGUUUUAACGGCAUUUAUCACUCGAUGAUUGAAAACUUAUGGUUAUGGUCGAUUCAAACUACAAAAUUCCUUUUCAGGCCGAAGAUAUGAUGUAAUUUUUUCAAAGCUGCCAAUCCGAGAGGGCCUUGUCCACAGUAGAGGUGUGCAGAUUAGAUUCAGUUUUCUGACAGUGGUUCCUUCUUGUCCAAUAUAACGUAUCGCUCUGUUCUCCGUGGAGCCUUCUGUCGUUCGCAAUAUUUCUUCCCUGCGCAAACUUGCCUAGAGAUUGCAGAGUUUCCGAAAAGUGUCGACCUGGCUGGUCAUUUUGGACAAGCAGAGUAAUAUGCUCUCACAAGGAGGAGGGAGAAGCUGAAGCCGUUUCAACACCCAUGCAGGAAUUUGUCGGCUUCAAAUCUCUCCACGUACCCUCAAUAGUAGCCUCUUUUGGUUUACCUUAACAAGGUCAGAUGAAAUGUAUCAGCAGGGUGAAUUAGGAUGCACGCCACUCGCUCGUUCAAUCUUGAUGUAUCUUACACUUGUUCUUGUCCCUCUUAUCUGCAGAAUUGCAGUCAAAGUUUGUCGAGAGAACAUGAGAGUAAUCGAGACGCGGAGCUUUAAUUAGGAAUCCAACUUUCUGGCCGUCUUCCGCAGGUCUGAACAUACAGCAGUUGCAAACUGCUAUGCAAAUCGAACUGAGAAAAGAUAUCAAGUCGUCUCAACCUUUCCUUCAAAAAAUCUUCGGACAUAUUCUCUCUUAUAUUUCGAAGUCCUCUCCUCGAGACUCAAAUAUGUGAAAAGAUUAUCGCUUGCUUACCAGUUGGAAGAGAUUCAUACCACUUAGUAUCAUUGCAGCUUGAAGAUAUUAGCAUGGGUUGAAGAAAAUGGGCCGUUAAAAUUUAUCACAAAUGAUGACAUGAUCGGUUCUGCACUCGAAGCAUCACAAUCUUUGGAUUGUGAUGCUUACGCAGACUGUCAACAGUAUCAGAAACUCCAUACUGUUCUAUUUUGCUCAUUAGAAAAUCGAGAUAACAAAAUAAAUCAAUGCCUUUGUAGUGGUGAGG